Molecule: messenger RNA, 619 nt
Organism: Xenopus laevis (African clawed frog)
Lineage: Eukaryota; Metazoa; Chordata; Amphibia; Anura; Pipidae
Product: endothelin-converting enzyme 1-like
Exons: 3
Coding region: 386-619 (77 amino acids)
Source: RefSeq, a predicted model, not a curated record
CUCACUCAGUCUGAACGUUACUCAGGUCCCACUCAGGGGGACACACUCACUCACACUGUAGGGGGGACUGGUAUUUACUAAUGUGAGGCUCCUCCUGCCCAUUCCCAUUCACUUCCCAAACAGGCCCUGGUUACCGGGGUAGUAAAUCCCAUAGCAACCACAGCUCAAGCUUCUUUACCUCUUCCUGUGGCCAUUCACUGCCCCCGCCGGGCGCUCAGGAGUUAAAGGAAGGGUCUAGUCCCGCCCCGGCUUUUGAUUGACUGAGCUGCUCCGUUAGCCCCUCCCCUUGCUCUGAUUGGCCGAUGCGAAUGUCCGUCUCUCUCCCCAGACUGGUGGGCGCUGCUCCUCGGUGUCUCCUGUUUCGCUGAGUCUCCCGGUCGGACCGAUGUCGGCGUAUAAGAGGGCCACGCUGGACGAGGAGGACUUGCUGGAUUCCCUGGGGGAAGGAGACGUCUAUCCCAACGGCCUCCAGGUGAACCUGCGAGGAGUUGGGCGACGGAGCGGCUGCUGGAGCGAGAGGACUCACGUGGAGAAGAGACUGCUGGUGCUGCUGGUGCUGAUGUCUCUUGGGCUCUUCAUGAGUCUGUUGGCCCUGUCUCUCCAGUACAGAAAACAGUAG